Molecule: messenger RNA, 1110 nt
Organism: Globicephala melas (long-finned pilot whale)
Lineage: Eukaryota; Metazoa; Chordata; Mammalia; Artiodactyla; Delphinidae
Product: putative ALMS1-like protein
Molecular function (GO): microtubule binding
Source: RefSeq, a predicted model, not a curated record
CACGGGGACAGUGGAGCGCUGACAGCAGGCCUGGUCGCCCACCUGCCCCACCCUGUCGCCGGGGGCGGGGAAGAAGCACACAGCUUUAAAAACGCAUUUUGGGAUAUGGAAGACCAGUAUAUCCAACUGGGCACAGAUGGAAAAAUAUCCCUAUCCCAGCUUCACAAUGAAACCAGUUUUUGUGCUUGACACCUGCAGCAGCUGAUAGGUAUCUUGGAGAUUGUGAAUGGUGUCAGAAAACACACUCGAGAUGUUGGAAUGACUUUCCCAACUCCAAGUUCUAGCGAGGCUACAGUAGAAGAGGACAGUGAUGUGACUUCUUGGUCAGAAGAAAAGAUAGAAGAGAAAAGGCUCCUUACCAGUUAUCCUGGGGAGAGAAAGUUAAGGAAGAAUAAGCAGAGCUGCUGGGAAGGAGUUUCAUGGUUUGUUCCUGUGGAAAAUGUGAAUUCUGGUCCUAAGAAGGAAAACCUGCCCAAGUUUCAUGACGCUUGUGUCUCCUGGUUUGUACCAGUAACCAACACCACACCUUGGAGGGAGCCACUACAGGAAAAGAACUGGCAAGGACAGCACAUGGACAGCCACAGUUCACUAGCAGGCCCAGGCAGAGAUCCACUGAAGCCAUUUGUGAGAGCAACCCUACAGGAAUCACUGCAACUUCACAGACCUGACUUCAUCUCCCGCUCUGGGGAACGGAUAAAGCGCCUGAAGUUAAUAGUCCAGGAGAGGAAGCUGCAGAACAUGUUACAGAGUGAACGGGAGGCACUGUUCAACACUGUGCAAGAAUGGCAGGGCCACCGGGACGCCAUGCACCUGCUCCCUAAGAGAGACUUCCUGGCUGCCCAAAAGAAAAGGCCUGUUGGAAAGAAGGAAAUGAUUCAGCGGUCUAAAUGGAUUUAUGAACAGCUUCCAGAAGUACAGAACAAGAGAGAAGAGGAAAAGUGGAGAUUGGAAUAUAAGCCAUACUGGCUGCAAGCCCAGCUAUAUAAAAAGAAAGUGACCAAUCAAUUCUUGGGGAGAAAAGUUCCUUGGAACUGACAUAAGUAUUUUCCUCAGAGCCUUGGUAUUAUAUUUUAUCAGCCUGGAGGAGCACAAUCCUUACUUUUAUGAGUC